AGGUCCCGCAGCGACUCAGCCGCAGGAUCAGCUGGGCGGACGGAGGCCUCGCUCACAAAGUCUCUCUGUUCUUUUCUUGUGUUCGUUAGUGAGUGACAAUGUCUGCGGCCGGGGAAAAAGUAGUGGACACGGCCGAAGAAGUGGCCGAUGACGUGGGUCAUGCUUAUGGUUCUUGGUUUAAGAGUUACAUGAAGAUCUUUGGGCGAAGGGCGUUGGAAUGGUUCCUUGUUUACAUGUUUGGUUACUACAACGUGAGCUUCGGAUGGCUGAUGGCGCCGCUAUUUUUCCUUGUCCUGAGAGACAAGAGAGCCAAGGAGAAAAAGAUCAAGUUCGACAUCAUCCGAUCCAUAGCCAACGCUGACGAGAAGGAUAUUAUCCAAGAAAUCCAACGCUUCUCCAACCUCCCGUCGUGGGUGACCUUCCCAGACAUGGAACGUGUGGAGUGGCUUAACAAGAUCAUCAGACAACUGUGGCCCUAUGCUGGUCAGUAUGUAAAGGACCUGUGCAAGUACUCCAUCGAGCCCAGCAUGCGCACAGCUCUUGAAGAAUACAAGCUAAAUGGUUUCCAAUUUGAGAAGAUCAUUCUGGGAGACACUCCACCUAGAUUCUCAGGGGUCAAGGUCUAUGAUGACACGUCACGUCACGAAAUCAUCAUGGACAUGGACUUUGCGUAUGCUGGAGACUGCAAGUUUGAAGUGAGUGUGUCAAAGUUCAAGAUGGGCAUCAAAGACUUACAGAUAUCUGGACGGCUCCGUGUCAUGAUGAAACCGCUGGUGAAGCAAAUCCCUCUUGUGGGUGGUCUUCAGGUCUUCUUCCUCAAUAAUCCCGAUGUGGACUUCAAUCUCAUUGGACUUGCUGACGUGUUUGACAUGCCUGGACUCAGUGACAUCCUGCGAAGCAUCGUGACAGAACAGAUUGGACACAUGAUGGUGCUGCCAAAUAGAUACCCCAUACAGCUCGUGGAUGACAUUGAUGUAGUUGAGCUCAAGUGCCCAGCCCCAGCUGGUGUGAUUCGUCUUAAUGUCAUCGAGGCCCAGAACUUGAUGAAAAAGGACAUUGGCAUCAUGGGCACGGGCAAGUCUGACCCUUACUGCAUCCUCCGUCUUGGUGCGCAGAAAUUCCAGACCAAGACCAUUAACAACACGGUCAAUCCUAAGUGGGACUUCUGCUGUGAGUUCUUGACUGAGGUUAUACAGUCGCAAGAGCUAGAUUUUGAACUUUUCGAUCUAGAUGACGGGCCAGGCCGGGACGAGUUUUUGGGGAGAGCCAAUUUGGAUGUUCAGGAAAUUUGGAAGAAUGGAGAAGUAGAUAUGUGGGUGCCGCUGUCUGAGGCCAAGUCAGGUCGCAUUCACAUCCGAGCCACUUGGUUAGAUCUCAGUGACACUGCUGACUCUCUGCAACUGCAACUUGAGGAAAUCCGUGCUCUUCAAGUGACAACAAAGAACCCACUUCACAGUGCUGUGCUCAUGGUCUGGGUGGAUUCUGCCAAGAAACUCAAUCCGUCACAUAAGCAAAUCCCAGAUCCAUUUGUGAGGCUCUAUGUUGGUAAUGAGAAGGGAGAAACAGCUGUACGGCAGCGAACAAAUGACCCAGUCUUUGAGGAGGGCUUCACCUUCCUUGUCCGUAACCCACGCACCCAGGAGCUGAAGCUUGAGGUAAUUGAUCAGAAGACUACCCAGAUCCAAGGUAAGGUGGAGCUAGACCUCAACGUUUUCUUGAAGGAGCGUAAAAUGGAAGUCAUUGGUGAAGACUACAGCCUAAGUGGGGCCUCAGGAGGUCUGUCGACAUUGAAACUGAACAUAACUUUGAGGAUCUUGAAGACUGCUCUCAAAACUGAUGAUGGAGAUGGUGGUCCUCAGGAAAAGGGUGAGACGGAAAUCUCAUCCUCAUCCCCUGCUGCCAUAUCAGAACCUCCUCCUUCCUCUUCCUCCUCCUCCAUGCCACCAUCCACACCUGCACCUUCUAUCCCAUCCAAAGAGUCAGUUGGCAUUCCUGAUCCUAUUCCUGCUGAUGUUCCUGAACAAAAGUCUGCCCCUGUAAGGGAACCUGGGUCGUUGGCAGACCAGAGCGAAGGCCCAAGUGUGGCCACAGAUGCUGAUGUGUCUGUUCCAGCACCAGGAGGGGGCAUAGAGCCUCCCACAGAGGUUACUUCUGUUGAAGAGGUGAUGUCCACAGCAGCUACUCCUCUGAUGCAGAUGUUCCCCUCAGCAACAUCCAGCGAAGAAUCAUCCAUCAGGCAGAGGACAACGCCUGCAAGCAAUGCUGGGAUACAUGGGCUUGGUCGUGUUCAGCUGACAGUCAAGUAUGGUCCAAGGAACAAUCUCAUCAUUGUUGUACAUCAGAUUGAAAAUUUGCCAAAGGAAGAGGAUGGAGAGCUGCCUGACCCCUAUGUGAAGUUGUACCUCCUACCAGACCGCUCCAAAGACAGCAAGCGAAAAACUGAUGUCAUCAAGGAUGACUGCAAUCCCAAGUAUGAUGAGCGUUUUGAGUAUCCUAUCCCGCCCAAUGAGCUGACACAGCGCACUCUUGAAGUUAGUGUCAUCAACAAGAAGGGACUGCUCUUCCUGCAACGAUCACCGAAGAUGGGUCAGGUCAGAUUGGACUGUGGCCUCCUUGACUCCAGCAAAAUGACUCAGUGGUAUGACCUUGCUCCAGCUGCGGAUGAUGACGAGGAGUGAGGACGGCAAAGUGUGCUAGGCCGAGUCGGAAGUUGGCGAGGGAGCCUUCGCCGAAUUACUAAGCUGGCUGAUAUUGCAAAGACUAAAAAGAAAAAAAAAGUAUGAUUGUUUAAGCUAGCUUCAAAUGCUUCUAUGGAUGUAUGAUUUUCUCGCAAAACUGAUAGUACUGGUAGCAUAUGUUUAGAUAGUGUUUUGAUUUGAUUAUUUUGAAACAUGGGAAUGGUGAGGCAAGAAUACAGGCUGAUGAACAGUUAAUUGCGAGACAAGAAAAAUGCAGAUAAUAACACACAAAGAAAAUUUUACCCAUGCAAUGCCUGGAAUGAGCAAACACACUUGGCCUGCACACUUGGUCGUACAAUAAUGGUUACUGAGGGUCACAUUGAUACCAGAAUCAAUGAAAAGCAGUGAUCUUGCUAUUUGGUAGAACAGCUUAUAGGCUACUAAUUAAUAUUCUGUUCUCUCUUCUGUAAAAUCCCAUUUCUUGCUUUCCUGCAGCUGAAGUUAUGGCACUUGACACAAAUAAUGAAAUUGUAACUUUCAUCUAUUUUCUUUAUAAUGAGUUUUGAAUGUAGGUAAAUAUAAAUUGAUAUUAUGGAAGUCCUCAUUUUUUCUUGUAGGUAUCACCACAAAUUAGUUUAGAAAAAAAAUCAUAGUAAAUUUCAGUAUUGUGUGGCCUUAAGUAGUGUGUUCUUCAGUCCAGGGUUAUUUUUAUAUUUGCCUUAUAGAUAACAGCACAAAUAGGAGCUUUUACAAGUACUUGCAUUUUACUUUAGGUUAGUUUUUUAUAGAAAAUUUUCCAAGCUUAUUUUUGUUAUUGUCAUUCAUAAAUUUCACCAUUCACUGUGCCCAUCAUUCAAAGAAAAGAAAAAAAGAUGGGUGCUCUUGCAUCUCUCACUCAUCUCCCUAGUAUAUAUUAUGGUUGUGUGUAGGACAUGGUAGACAGGAAGAGUGGAUCGAUAUCCCAUAGGCCUGUGCGUGUUCAUUCUUUAGUAAUCUCAUAGUUUUACUAUUUAGUUCAGAUUUGCGUGCCAAUUUAAUAGCCAACUCUGGCUGUUAUUUAAAUGUGUCCUGCAAUUAUUUUCUUUUUCACACAUUACAAUAACUUGAUGUUUGCCUGAUUUUUGGAGCUUUUGCUGAAAAAAGAAAAGGUGAAAACUUGAGUUUAUUAUGUAGUUGUUGCAGCAAAAUAUCUUUCUCAGGAACAAGAGAAGCAACAGGCUGCUGUGUAGAUGUAUGUAUAGUGAGAACUAUAAAAAAAAAAGCUUAGUUUCCUCAAAGUAACAUGUAAGAAUGAGAACAAGAUAAUUCUCAAUGGAAAAGACACAAGAAUUUAGUUAACCAGUUAAAUGGCAUCAUUCAUUCUUGAAUGGAAAAUUAUAACAUUGCUUGUGAACUUUAAUUUUCAUUGAAGAGAAAUUAAGGUAAUAAUACAAGGCUUAGAAAUUAUGCCAGGUUUGUCUUUUCAUUACCAACAAAUCAAGGUAUGAAACAUUAUUUGGACAGCUUAUAAAACUUCAGGAUAAUAGAAAUUACAAAGAAGACAGCUUAGGCAGCAAUAUAUUUAUUAUCUUUCAUACAUGAAUGGCGCUAAAUCUUGACUAAAUAUGUUUCCCAGUAAUUUUUGGUUUGAUUUUUCAAAUGCACUGAUCACAUGGUUGAAGUUCUUAUUAUAAACCAUGUAAUAUAUUUACAAACAAAGUUUUGUCACAUUUUGCUCUACAUCCCAUCCAGACAUUCAGAUAAUGUGAGUUGUUACAUUGCAUUUUGGGGCUUAGGUCAUGUAAUAACAUUUUUGAUUGUGACUUUUUGGGGAAGAAUUAUCUUUAAUAAUUGUUCACUUAAUACCAAUGUUUAGAGAACCUCAAAAGUAAAUGCAAAGUAUUGAAUGAGAAUAUACAACCAACACUGAUAGUCAUCCCAAAGGGUAUUGGUCAUUUCUUCCCUUCAUUUAUAAUAAAUGGUUUGUUAAAUUCAGUAGGGCAAUAGGGUUUCUUUUUAAUUGGUGCUAUAGUAUUUUAGUGAGAAAUUUUGCUGUUGAUCUUUUUCAAUGUUGAUAAUUGGUAGUAAAAUUAACAUAGAAAGACAAUGAACUACUUAUAAUAUGACGUUACAUGCAUUAUAAAUUUGCCUUGCUAUAUUAAACGAAAAAUAAGACUGCCUUUAGUGUAUAGUUUGUGUACAGUAUAUUAAAUAUCUAUCUGUUAGAUUUAUGCAGCUUGUGAUGUUUAUGCUAAGAUCUGAAAGUGUAGUUGCUGUUUACUAAAAUUUCUGCAAAAUUUGGCCCUUUGUGGUAGGCUUCAUCAGAUUGGCAAGCACUUAAUAAUAACACAUGUUUUUGUUCUUUCCCUCAUUAAUUAUUUUAAUCUCGCAAUGUGUUGCAUUUGCAAAACACAUUUAAAAUUAUAGUGAUACAAAUCUUUUGAGUUCUUUAUCUCAUUGCAUAACAUGCAAUCAAAAGUCAUAGGUUAUAUGAUAGAAAAAUCUGUACAGUUACAAGUAAAACAUAAUCUUGAAUGGUAUGCCUUAUUAAAAGUAGUGUUAUAUUAGAUACUUUGUCCAAAAAGAGCUUGAUAAAAUGUAUUACCAAUCUAUGCUUGUAACUUGAGAGUAAAUCAGGAUAUGCUUCAGCUUACAUGCAAAUGUGUGUGGAUGUUUGUGAGUACUCAUGUUUACAAAGGUGGUUGACUGUAUAUGUGUGUGUGCAUGCAGAUACAGAAAUAUAUGUUUGUAUAAGCUUUACUUGUGUUGUUUAUUUAUACAGACAUAUAUUUGUUAACAUCUUUCCUUUAUUGUAUUGUCAAAAGUUACAGAAAAUUGUACUUAAGAGGUUUAGGAUCAUAUUAUAUAUCUACCAAAAGAUUAUUCUUUUGUUUCCUUGAUUUUUACAUGUUAGAUGGAUGAACUAAAAUCUGAGAAAUAUAUUGUUUUCUGCAGUUAUUUGGUGCUAAAUACAGCCACCAAAAAUAAAGUUUUGUUGAAUUUGUUUUUUUUUUUAUUUGUGUGCUAUGUUGAAAUAUUUAAUUUUGGGUAAACCUGUUUUAUUUACAAAAACAAAAUCUAUCACUGAGAAAACACACAAAAUGAUGCUGAUUUCAGAAAGGGGGGGAAACAAAUAAAAAAUAGACUUUGGCUUAUUAUUGGUCCAAACACAUGGAUGAUCAUAAUUUCCCAGGAUGUUAUCAAGAAAAAAAUAUGGAUUAAUAAAAAAACACCAAUUAUUUUAUUUCCGUUUCAUUCAUAAGCCUAAUAUGAAUUUUCCGAUAUUGCAUAUAUACUGUAAGCUGUAAACUAACGACAGUGUACCAAAAAAUUCUGCAACCUGAUGUCUAUUUUAACUACUUCUUUGUGAUAAUUGUCCUGGUGAAGGUUACUAUAGAUGGAUAAUAAAGCUUUUUCAAAUUUA
Molecule: messenger RNA, 6081 nt
Organism: Penaeus chinensis
Lineage: Eukaryota; Metazoa; Arthropoda; Malacostraca; Decapoda; Penaeidae
Gene: Esyt2
Product: extended synaptotagmin-1-like
Biological process (GO): lipid transport
Molecular function (GO): lipid binding
Source: RefSeq, a predicted model, not a curated record